This is a messenger RNA of Chelmon rostratus (copperband butterflyfish), 1199 nucleotides long. Its product is annotated as hepatocyte cell adhesion molecule-like. Lineage: Eukaryota; Metazoa; Chordata; Actinopteri; Chaetodontiformes; Chaetodontidae. Bases 26 to 1120 code for a protein of 364 amino acids. The record is from RefSeq and is a predicted model, not a curated record. The transcript has 7 exons.
ACGAAAACAAAGCUUAACACCCAAGAUGAAGGACGAGGACGCGCCUUCAAAAGCCAAAAUAAUUUCCCAGAUUUUAUUGCUGGUGUGUUUUGGUUCCUUCACUUCAGGUGGGGUGCUGGCAGUGAACAUGACUAUUCCCAACACUCUGAUUAAAGGUACAUUAGGGGGGGAAGCCCUCCUGUCUGUCCGCUACAUCAGCUUCAGCCUCGACCUGCCGGUCAUCAAGUGGCAGCUAAAGAGGGAAAAGUCCGUCACUGUUGUCCAGUCGAUUGGAACGGACAUCAUUGGGACCCUGAGGCCUGAGUAUCGAGACCGCAUCCUGGUAUUUGAGAACGGGACUCUGCUUCUCCACAACCUCAGACUGUCUGAUGACGGAACAUAUGACGUGGAGAUCUCCAUCACAGAUGAUACCUUCACAGGAGAGGGCAGCAUCACGCUCACUGUGGAUGAGUCUGUAUCCAGGCCCUACAUCCACAUGGAGGCUUCCUCAGUGCUGGAGCUCAGCGAAAACGUCAUCCUCAACUGCUCCCAUGACAAUGGAACCAGGACUACAUACAGGUGGUUUAAAGGUGGGAAGCCACUGACCAAUGUGACGAGGUUCGUGUUGUCACCUGACCAGAAGCUCUUGACCAUCACACGGGUGCUGAUGGCAGACGAUGACAUCUACAGCUGCACGGUGGAGAAUCCUGUGGGCAGCAUGGCGAGCCUGCCGAUCAGGCUGACGGUCUACAGAAGAAGUUCCCUCUACAUCAUCCUUUCCACCGGAGGCAUCUUCCUCCUCAUCACCUUGGUAACAGUAUGUGCCUGCUGGACGCCUUCCAAAAAGCCAAAACAUCUACCUAGAAGGCCUCUGUCCAGGUUUUAUGACCGCUCUCAUCGCUCACCAAUCAACCACACAGAUGACGUGCUUCCAAAAAUGACAGAGCAUAACGGAGUCAACGCAGUGACUUCACUUUACAUCCUGCAGCAAAAGGACCCCUCCAUGGACGACUCGUCCAGCAACAGUAUUGGAUCUUCUGAAUUUGACAACCCGCCAUGCUACACCAGUUCCCCCAACUUCACCGAUCCUCUUACCCGGUCUGCUGGGUCCCCUGCCCGCUCCCCCAACAGGUACACCUGACAGCCCAUCACUUUAAACUCAGCACAUCCCAGCAAGUGGCUCAGACCGUCCUGCUGUAUACUGCUGACUCAGCGACUUC